AAAGAAAAGAAAAGGGAAAUUGCAGUGAUCCAUUUACUUAUUUUGGGGGUGGUGGGGGCGGGGCGUGCCAAAACCCUACCCUAAAACACUUCGUAGGCGGAAACCACAUUAUAUAAAGCCGACUGCUCACUCAUACUGCCGACCUCAAGCUCUUUCACUUCAACCCUCACGCAUCCUCACUCACUCAUAAACCCUAAUUUUAUUCCUUUCUCCCCUAACUUCUGCCGAUAAAUUUCCAUUUGUUUAAACGAUGUCGGAUGAGGAGCGGGAGGAGAAGGAGUUGGAUCUCACCUCUCCUGAAGUCGUCACCAAAUACAAAUCCGCCGCUGAAAUUGUUAACAAGGCACUGCAAUUAGUGUUGUCUGAAUGCAGACCGAAGGCUAAGAUUGUUGACCUUUGCGAGAAAGGAGACUCUUUCAUAAGAGAACAAACUGCCAACAUGUACAAAAAUGUGAAAAAGAAGAUUGAAAAGGGUAUUGGUUUCCCAACCUGCAUAUCAGUCAACAAUACAGUUUGCCAUUUCUCCCCAUUGGCCAGUGAUGAGGCUGUUUUGGAAGAAGGAGAUAUAUUAAAAAUUGAUAUGGGAUGUCACAUUGAUGGCUUUAUAGCAGUAGUUGCACACACCCAUGUACUUCAGGAGGGACCAGUUACCGGCAGGGCAGCUGAUGUUAUUGCUGCUGCUAAUACUGCCGCAGAAGUUGCAUUGAGGCUUGUGAGGCCGGGGAAAAAGAACAAAGAUGUAUCGGAGGCAAUUCAGAAAGUUGCUGCAGCUUAUGACUGCAAGAUCGUUGAAGGAGUUUUGAGUCAUCAAAUGAAGCAAUAUGUGAUUGAUGGAAACAAGGUAGUUUUAAAUGUCUCAGGCCCUGAUACAAGAGUUGAUGAUGCAGAAUUUGAGGAGAAUGAGGUGUAUGCCAUUGACAUUGUAACAAGUACUGGUGAAGGCAAGCCAAGAUUGUUGGAUGAGAGGAAGACAACAAUAUAUAAAAGAGCCGUUGACAAGAAUUAUCAUCUAAAGAUGAAAGCUUCUCGGUUCAUCUUUAGUGAGAUUAGUCAGAAGUUCCCCAUCAUGCCUUUUUCAGCUAGGGCUUUGGAAGAGAAGCGUGCUCGUUUGGGUUUAGUAGAAUGUGUAAAUCAUGACCUUUUACAGCCAUAUCCCGUACUUCAUGAGAAGCCUGGUGAUCUGGUUGCUCACAUCAAGUUCACAGUUUUGCUAAUGCCAAAUGGGUCUGACCGUGUCACGUCUCAUCCGCUGCAGGAGCUGCAACCCACUAAAACAGUUGAUGACCCUGAGAUCAAAUCAUGGUUGGCAUUGGGGACAAAGACAAAGAAGAAGGGUGGUGGCAAGAAGAAGAAAGGAAAGAAAGGAGAUAAAACUGAGGAAGCAGCUGAUGUGCCUAUGGAUGAGGCAACCAAUGGUGCAGCUUCCUAAGUGAGUCCAGAAACACGAUAAAUCUGGAAGAUACAGCUCUGAUGCUGAGCCAUGGACGGCGCAGCAUACAACUCAACUUCACGAGAAAAAGAGGAAGGUCUUGUUUUCAUUUGUGCAUCUUAACCAUGAAAUGAAAUUUUGCCCCCCCCCCCGAUUGUAUUUGGUUUCUUUUUAGUCAUGAAUGUGAAUCUAAGUUGAGAUGCUUUGGAAUGUGUCUUUAUUUGUACACAGCUUCUCGACCUUGUUACUGUAUUUAUUUUGUUAUUUAGACAGAAAAAGAUAAUUCAUAGUUAUACCUCAAAUGAAGGUUGGAAUUACAAAUCAAAA
This is a messenger RNA of Salvia miltiorrhiza (redroot sage), 1756 nucleotides long. RefSeq names its product ERBB-3 BINDING PROTEIN 1. The transcript has 10 exons. Bases 251 to 1429 code for a protein of 392 amino acids. NCBI's taxonomy places the organism in Eukaryota, Viridiplantae, Streptophyta, Magnoliopsida, Lamiales, Lamiaceae. The record is from RefSeq and is a predicted model, not a curated record.